UUUGAGAAGCCAUUGGCCGUUGGGGAGCUUUUAAUUAUGACGCAAGCCCCAGAUUGUACGGUCACCAAAUACCUUUUUUAGAUUUUUUUUCUCACUCUCUCGUUUGUAGCUGCAACCUGCACGCAACAGCAAAGCAGAAAGAAAAAGCAGAGAAACGAAUAGAAAAGAAAAGAAAGAAAAGAAAAGAAAACACCAAAGAAGAAAAAGCUUUGAUCUGAUUUUUCAAAACCUUAAAAAAUCAAGGCACUCGAUUUUUCAGCUUUCUGAUCCCAUUUUUCAAAAAGAAUUUCCAGCAAGGUUUGAUCUACAAUAAGGGAGAGGAUAAGAAGACUUUUUGGAGGAUUUAAAAUUUUGGGUUUUUUUUUCUUUUCUUAAAUUUUGGUUCGAUUAGGUUUUUGUUAGAAUUUUUUUAUUUUUUGGUUUUCUUAGGUUUGGGAAAUUAUGAGAACUGCAUGGGCAGAUUCUGUUUCAAACUCUGCAUUUGAAAUUGCAGUUUCAGACAACAAUUCCUUACCUCGUCCAGCUCGAUCCACUUAUGUCCCGCCCCACCUUCGAAACCGUGCAGCUUCCAACGCACCUAACCUGUCAGGUCCGGCUACUGAGAGGGCAAGUUUUAGCGGGACCGCUGGUGGGUCCCGAUGGAGUGGCGGUGGGACUAAGCCCGAACUGGGGCGUCCGGGUCAGGGUUAUGGCUAUGCUGGUACUGGACGAGGUGGCAGCGGCGGUGGUUGGAGAAGUGGAGGUUGGGAUAGGAGAGAAAGGGAAGUAAACCCAUUUGGUGAUGAUGAUGAAGCUGAUGUUAGGGAACAAGCGUUUAGUGAACAAGAGAAUAUGGGGAUCAAUUUCGAUGCUUAUGAGUAUAUUCCGGUGGAAACUAGUGGUGAAAAUGUACCACCGCCUGUAAAUACAUUUGCUGAGAUAGAUUUAGGGGAACUGUUGAAUCAAAACAUUAGGAGGUGCAAGUAUGUGAAACCGACUCCAGUUCAACGUCACGCUAUCCCUAUAGCAUUAGAAGGCAGAGAUUUGAUGGCUUGUGCUCAAACUGGGUCAGGGAAGACAGCUGCUUUUUGCUUUCCAAUUAUUAGUGGAAUUAUGCGGGAGCAGUAUGUACAGAGACCGCGUGUAGCACGAACUGUUUACCCUCUUGCUCUCAUUCUAUCUCCCACGAGGGAGCUUUCUUGUCAGAUACACGAGGAGGCCAAAAAGUUCUCGUAUCAAACUGGUGUCAAGGUUGUAGUUGCCUAUGGAGGAGCACCAAUUAACCAACAGUUGCGAGAGCUGGAGAGAGGAGUUGAUAUUCUUGUGGCAACUCCAGGACGGUUGGUUGAUUUGCUAGAGAGGGCUAGAGUGUCAUUGCAGAUGAUUAGGUACUUGGCCCUCGAUGAGGCAGAUCGCAUGCUUGAUAUGGGUUUUGAGCCACAAAUCAGAAAGAUAGUGGAACAAAUGGACAUGCCUAACCGGGGUGUGAGACAGACGAUGUUGUUUAGUGCAACCUUUCCAAGAGAGAUACAGAGACUUGCAUCUGAUUUUCUUUCAAAUUACAUAUUCUUGGCUGUUGGAAGGGUUGGUUCAAGUACAGAUUUGAUUGUUCAAAGGGUUGAAUUUGUUCUCGAGUCUGAUAAGAGAAGCCAUCUCAUGGAUCUUCUGCAUGCACAGAGGGAAAAUGGUGUUCAUGGCAAGCAAGCUUUGACAUUAGUUUUUGUGGAGACUAAAAAAGGAGCUGACUCAUUGGAACAUUGGUUGUGCAUUAAUGGAUUCCCAGCAACAACCAUCCAUGGUGAUAGGACUCAACAGGAGAGGGAGCUAGCAUUGAGAUCUUUCAAGAGCGGAAAGACCCCAAUUUUAGUAGCAACUGAUGUGGCUGCUCGUGGUCUUGAUAUACCCCAUGUAGCUCACGUGGUCAACUUUGAUCUUCCCAAUGACAUUGAUGAUUAUGUUCACCGGAUUGGAAGGACUGGGCGUGCUGGUAAAACAGGGUUGGCUACAGCUUUCUUUAAUGAGAGCGAUUUGUCACUGGCAAGGCCACUGGCUGAGCUAAUGCAAGAAGCAAAUCAAGAGGUACCUGCAUGGCUCACACGUUAUGCAUCCCGAGCUCCUUAUGGUGGUAACAAAAAUCGACGAUCUGGAGGAGGGCGUUUUGGCGGGCGUGAUUUCAGAAGGGAGGGUUCAUUCAGUAAGAAUCUGGAUUACUACGGUGGUGGGAAUAGUAGUAGUGCAUAUGGAGUUCCUGGCAAUUAUGGUGGAGGAUAUGCUCCAGAGGUGACAAGUGCUUGGGAUUAGGUCCCACCUUUAUACUGGACUAUUUUUUCCUGUUUUUCUUGAGUACGAGUAUAUAUAUUUUCCAUCAGAUUUCAAGGAUUCUUUCUCCAUUUUCACUAUUUCAAUUUGCAUCUGGGUUCUGACAUAGGUCAUAUUCUGGCGAGUUCUGUAGAGGGCUGUAAGAUGGUGACAUAGGAAACUAUAACCAGUUAGACUUAUCUGCUGGUCGCUGAUAAGGAGGCUGUGGUUGGGGAGGGUGAUAUAGGAAACUAACCAUUUAGGCUUGGUUGCAUCUGCCCUUAUGCAUGCUCCAUUUGGCACAAUAUAGCUAGGAGCCUAGGAUGAAAUGUAAUAUGGUGUGCGUCUAGGUACAUUUGCAACCAAAUUAUAAGGAAUAGGGUGAAGAAAGAAGAGAUGGGCAUCUGCAGGCCUUCUCCUGUUAACAGGAUUCUGCUGAUUAAAAUGAUUGUUUGUUUCACAUACCAGAGAUUGGGAUAUAGGAGGAAAUGAAACAUGAUCAUCAUGUUUUAAUAAUGUUUCUACGUCUCUCACUAAUUGAUUAAUAUCUAUGGGAGAAGCAAAUGUGCCUUUAUUUUCUAUUAUUCUAUCAAUGUUCUUGAUGUUCUAUUCUGAUAUAAACAAUGAUAAAAAAUGCUUCAUUUUGAUGUCUGUGCCGCUCUCAACGCAGAGCUGAUUUAUCUAAGAAGAUACAUGUUAUUAUAAUUUGCUUAGAUGAAGAAACUUGGCAAAUAUUACAUGUUAAAGAUUUCUACGAGAUAAGGAGAGGCAAGACAGAAACACCCUUCUUGAGAGCUUCCAUGUUUACAAGCACCGACCACAUUUUAAGUUUGGAGUUGGAGGGAUGCUUGAGUGAAAUAAAGAUUGAAUUUUGGGAUUAAGGCCCGCUUGGUCUAGCCUACCAUUGAUUAUUUAUUUGUUUUGAAUAAAGUCGAAAUUUUAGAUAUAAUCCCAGCCAAAUCUGGUUGAAUUUGGUUGCAAGAGAGAGCAAAAAGUGUAAAAUAUAUACAUCAUUCCUUGAAGACAAAAAUGAAACAUUGAAC
Messenger RNA from Durio zibethinus, 3320 nucleotides. Its product is annotated as DEAD-box ATP-dependent RNA helicase 37-like. The record is from RefSeq and is a predicted model, not a curated record. Lineage: Eukaryota; Viridiplantae; Streptophyta; Magnoliopsida; Malvales; Malvaceae. Gene Ontology annotation, molecular function: RNA helicase activity; nucleic acid binding; ATP binding.